Poecilia latipinna (sailfin molly) is the source of this 2900-nucleotide messenger RNA. RefSeq names its product tripartite motif-containing protein 16-like. Bases 284 to 1771 code for a protein of 495 amino acids. NCBI's taxonomy places the organism in Eukaryota, Metazoa, Chordata, Actinopteri, Cyprinodontiformes, Poeciliidae. The transcript has 2 exons. Gene Ontology annotation, molecular function: protein binding; zinc ion binding. The record is from RefSeq and is a predicted model, not a curated record.
AUGAAGUUGCCUGUGUUGUAGGCUAAUACUGCAUUUAAGCUGCUCUUUCACCUGGAUUGGAAAAUGCAGUGAUAACCACUCCCAUUUCUCAAACACACAUUCUGACAGCUUAUUUCCUGGUGCUUCGCCUCAGAUGCCAAAGUCACUGUGAAGGUGAAGAACCGACAAGUCCACUUUCUGCACUUCUGUGAGUAAAAAAGUUAAACUAAGUUUGGCUUAUUGUUUGUCAUAUAUAUAUUGCUGAGAAGGACAGAAGGGAACUACUGAAGAGUUGAGAGGUGAAAUGGCACAACGAGGAAAUCAGAUAGAACCAGAUAAAUACUCUUGUUCGAUCUGUUUGGAUCUUCUGAAGGAUCCGGUGACUAUUCCCUGUGGACACAGCUACUGUAAUGUGGCCUGUGAUUCCUGCACUGGAAGAAAACUGAAAGCCAUCAAGUCCUGUUUAGUCUGUCUGGCCUCCUACUGUGAGAAACACCUUCAGCCUCAUUAUGAAGUGGCUCCUUUAAAGAAACACAAGCUGGUGGAGCCGUCCAAGAACCUGCAGGAGAACAUCUGCUCUAAGCAUGAUGAGGUGAUGAAGAUGUUCUGCCGCACUGAUCAGAAGUGUAUCUGUUAUCUCUGCACUAUGGAUGAACAUAAAGAACAUGAAACAGUGUCAGCUGCAGCAGAAAGGACUGAGAGGCAGAGAGAGCUGGAGGAGAGACGAGGAAACAUCCAGCAGAGAAUCCAGGACCAGGAGAAAGAUGUGAAGCUGCUUCAGCAGGAGGUGGAGGCCAUCAAUCGCUCUGCUGAUAAAACAGUGGAGGACAGUGAGAAGAUCUUCACUGAGCUGAUCCGUCUCCUCCAGGAAAGAAGCUCUGAUGUGAAGCAGCAGAUCAGAUCCCAGCAGGAAACUAAGGUGAGUCGAGUCAAAGAUGUUCAGGAGAAGCUGGAGCAGGAGAUCACUGAGCUGAAGAGGAAAGACGCUGAGCUGGAGCAGCUCUCACACACAGAGGAUCACAACCAGUUUCUCCUCAACUUCCCCUCACUGCCAGCACUCAGUGAGUCGACACACUCAUCCAGCAUCAACAUCCGUCCUCUGAGACACUUUGAGGACGUGACAGCAGCUGUGUCAGAGCUCAGAGACAAACUACAGGACAUCCUGAGAGACAUAUGGACAAACAUCGAACUGAUGAUCCCUGUGGUCGAUGUUUUACAACCAAAAUCAGAAUUAGAACCAAAGAACAAAGCUGGGUUUUUAAAAUAUUUACAAGAAAUCACUCUGGAUCCAAACACAGCAAAUAGGAAGCUGGUAUUAUCUCAAGGAAAUAGAAAAGCAACAUUAAUGGAACAACAACAGUCUUAUCCUGAUCAUCCAGACAGAUUCACUAAUAGUGAUCAGGUCCUGAGCAAAGAGAGUCUGACUGGACGUUGUUACUGGGAGGUGGAGUGGAGAGGGGAAGGAGUUAAUGUUGCAGUUUCAUACAAUAAUAUCAGCAGAGCAGGACGGUCAAAGGAAUGUUUAUUUGGAUUUAAUGACAAGUCCUGGUCAUUACGCUGUGACACAGAAAGUUACACUUUUUAUAACAGUGGAGUUAAAACUCCAGUACCAGGUCCAGUUUCCUCCAGAAUAGGAGUGUACCUGGACCACAGAGCAGGUAUUCUGUCUUUCUACAGCGUCUCUGGUACCAUGACUCUCCUCCACAGAGUCCAGACCAGAUUCACUCAGCCUCUACAUGCUGGGAUUCAGCCAUGUUAUGGAUCCACUGCUGAAUUCAAGAAAUUAAAAUAGAAAUCACAACACCAAACAUAUUUAUUUUAUUAUCUGAGGGGAAUAGAAAAGUGGCUUCAUUGGAAGAACCGUCAUUUUCUAUUGACCUAGAUUUAUUGAUUAUUAUCAGGUUCUGAGCAGAGACCAUCUUACUGUACAUUGUUACAGGGAGAUGGAGUGGAGAGAAGAAGUUAUUUAUACAAGAAAAGCAGCAAAGAGGGAAAGUCUGAGGAAUGUACAUUUUCAAAUCUUAGCACUAUGUUGUCAUGUAGAAAGUUUCGAAGUAUGUAACAACUUUGUCAACACUGUUGUAUAAGGUCCACCAGGUAUUAUGUUUCUACAGCUUCUCUGAAACGAUGACUAUCUUCCACAGAGUCCAGACCAGAUUCACUCGAACAUUACUUAUUUGGGUUUGGCCUUACUUUUAUGGAGACUCUACUAAGUUCAUUAAAACUAGAGUCAACAAUGAUCUGAGGUUCAGUUGUUUAAAAUAUUUAUUUUAGUUUCAGUUUCUUUAGAGAGUUAAUUGUUGUCAUUGCUUCACUGCUCAGAGAUCAGAGCGCUGUUUCACAAAGUGGGAUUACGAAAUCCAGGGUAAGAGAUAGAACCAGGUUUGACAUAGCGCCAUCAGUUCAUCCUGGUUUUAUCCGUUUCACAAAGACUAAGCUACAUUCAGAACGUGCAACUACGUCGAGCCAGGCUUAAGUAAUACAGGUGAACAGAUUUCUUCAGCAGACCAAUGAGAUCAAUCCGAUUCAUUGAUGCCACACUAGAUAAAUUGCAUGUCAUAUCUCACACUAGAUGAACAACUGCUUUUGAUUGAGAAUUAUGAGGAUUAUGAGGAACUGAAGCACACCAUAAUAAAGAAAAAAACACUGCUGCUACUUUAUCAAACAAUAACGGAUUGAUUAAAUUCAUAAUUAGCCCAAAAUAUACUUUCUCAACUAUUCUUAACUAUAAAAUGUCAAUCAUAUCUGUCAUUUGCUCAAGUGACUUUAAGUCAACCGUGGAAGUCAACAUUAUAACGUGUGAAUCUAACAGUAGAUUCAAUAAUGUUACUGUGAUGAUCCGUGUUUCUAUGUGUUUAUUUUGAGUUUUUUCUGUGUGGUCCUGUUCCCUGUGUGUCUCUGUCUCUGCGUCUUCCCCGUUG